Brettanomyces bruxellensis is the source of this 972-nucleotide messenger RNA. RefSeq lists its product as uncharacterized. The record is from RefSeq and is a predicted model, not a curated record. Lineage: Eukaryota; Fungi; Ascomycota; Pichiomycetes; Pichiales; Pichiaceae. Gene Ontology annotation, biological process: cellular response to amino acid starvation; positive regulation of TORC1 signaling. Gene Ontology annotation, molecular function: protein binding; structural molecule activity. The coding region runs from base 1 to 972 and encodes 323 amino acids. The transcript has a single exon. Gene Ontology annotation, cellular component: nuclear pore outer ring; Seh1-associated complex.
AUGAAGCAGCCACUAAGACCUUUCGCCACAAAUCACGAAGAUAUAGUGUUGGAUGUAGAGUAUGACUUUUACGGACGGCAGUUGGCGACAUGUUCGGCGGACCAGCACAUCAAGGUGUUCGACCUGGAUCCGGAGACCAUGCAGUGGGUGUUGAACGACUCGUGGAAGGCACAUGACUCGGCUGUGGUGCGGGUUCGGUUCGCCGAUCCCCAAUUUGGCCAUCUGCUACUUUCUGCGUCGUACGACCGGACGCUCAAGAUAUGGCAGGAGGACUUUGAGGAGCCCGUCGGAACGAGCAGGCGGUGGCGGAAGCUGGCCACGAUAGCAGACUCGCACGGCCCACUAUACGACGCGUGCUUUUUGCCGGCAUUUUUGGGGCUCAAGGCCGGGACCAUUGGGUCAGACGGUAAAUUGCGGAUUUACGAGAACAUCAACCCCUCGAAUCUCCGCGACUGGGGGCUCGUGGACGAAAUCGACGUGCUCAAGGCCCCCGUCGCGUCGCACUUGCAGAGUGACUUCAACUUGAGCUGGUGCCCGUCGCGAUUUUCCACCGAGAUGGUCUGUGUGAGUGCAUUGGAUCAGGCCUAUAUAUACUACAAGAACGACACUUCCAACAAGUACUGCCUGGGGAAGCUUCUGCCGGAGCACAACGGGCUUAUCCGGUCGGUGGCCUGGGCCCCGCUGAUGGGCAGGUCGUACCACUUGAUUGCCACCGCGUGCAAAGACGGGUUUGUGCGGAUUUUCCGGCUGGUCGAGAGACCCCGGCCGUCACCUGGUGCAGAAAUCGGCAUCGACGUCGUGCUCAUUUCCUCCUUUAACGAGCAUGCCGGCGAGAUCUGGCGGGUGUGCUGGAACGAGACCGGAACAAUCCUCAGCAGCUGCGGGGAUGACGGUUACGUCCGGCUCUACAAGGCAAGCUAUGCCGACAACUUCCAGUGCAUGAGCGUGAUAAGUGCCAAGUCUGCGCAGUAG